Molecule: messenger RNA, 1654 nt
Organism: Chinchilla lanigera (long-tailed chinchilla)
Lineage: Eukaryota; Metazoa; Chordata; Mammalia; Rodentia; Chinchillidae
Gene: Apbb1ip
Product: amyloid beta (A4) precursor protein-binding, family B, member 1 interacting protein
Biological process (GO): signal transduction
Cellular component (GO): cytosol; plasma membrane
Source: RefSeq, a predicted model, not a curated record
CCGAAAGAGGAAGCGCAGCGAAGGCUGAAGCAAACGUUUAGCUGGAGCGUUGCAAAAGACAGCAGCCUCUCGAGUCGCAGAGCUGCUCCCGGGCCCGGACCCCCGCUCCGAGACGCCGCCGAGGCCGCCGCGCGCGCAGAGAGCGGAGCGCGGGGAGAAGGCGCCCCGAGCGGGGCGGAGGAUGGGGGAGUCAAACGACGAUAUAGACCAAAUGUUCAGCACUUUGCUGGGAGAGAUGGACCUUCUAACCCAGAGUUUGGGAGUGGACACUCUUCCCCCUCCUGACCCUAAUCCUCCCAGGGCUGAAUUUAACUACAGUGUGGGUUUUAAGGAUUUAAAUGAGUCCUUAAAUGCACUGGAGGACCAAGACUUAGAUGCCCUCAUGGCAGAUCUGGUAGCAGACAUAAGUCAAGCCGAGCAGCAGACAAUCCAAGCACAGAAAGAGUUUUCUCAAAAUCAAAAUCAUUCAGCAUCUCUGGAGGCCUCAGAUUGCAGUGGUGCUGCCUCUGUAGGUUAUGGAGCAGAUGUCACUGCAGUUAGCAUCAGCCAAUAUGAGGAUGAGUUACCACCUCCCCCAGAUGACCCCAUGUUAGACCUUCCACUGCCUCCACCACCUCCCGAACCUUUCUCUAAGGAAGAAGAAGAGGCCCAAGCCAAGGCUGAUAAGAUUAAGCUAGCGCUGGAGAAGCUGAAGGAGGCCAAGGUUAAGAAGCUCGUGGUCAAGGUGCACAUGAAUGAUAACAGCACGAAGUCACUGAUGGUGGAUGAGCGACAGCUGGCCCGAGAUGUUCUGGACAAUCUUUUUGAAAAAACUCAUUGUGACUGCAAUGUGGACUGGUGUCUUUAUGAAAUAUACCCAGAACUACAGAUUGAGAGGUUUUUUGAAGAUCAUGAAAAUGUUGUUGAAGUCUUAUCAGACUGGACAAGAGACACAGAAAAUAAAGUACUCUUUUUGGAGAAAGAGGAAAAAUAUGCUGUAUUUAAAAACCCCCAGAAUUUCUACUUGGAUAACAAAGGAACGAAAGAAGGCAAGAAAACCACUGAGAAAAUGAAUGCUAAGACAAAGGAAUCCUUACUUGAGGAAAGUUUCUGUGGAACAUCUAUCAUCGUACCAGAACUUGAAGGAGCUCUUUACCUGAAAGAAGAUGGAAAGAAAUCCUGGAAAAGGCGCUAUUUUCUUUUACGAGCUUCUGGAAUUUAUUAUGUACCCAAAGGAAAGACAAAGACGUCCCGAGAUCUGGCUUGUUUUAUACAGUUUGAAAAUGUCAACGUUUACUAUGGGAUUCAGUGCAAAAUGAAAUACAAAGCGCCCACUGACCACUGUUUAGUUUUAAAGCACCCUCAAAUUCAGAAGGAGUCUCAGUACAUCAAGUACCUCUGCUGCGACGAUGCCAGGACUCUCAACCAGUGGGUCAUGGGAAUAAGGAUCGCCAAGUAUGGAAAGACCCUCUACGAUAACUAUCAGCGGGCUGUGGCAAGGGCUGGACUUGCCUCUCGGUGGACAAACCUGAGUACCAUCAAUACAGCUACACCAGCUCAGCCUUCCACAGGACUGAAGACCAGCACCACCCAGUCCAAUGGGCAGAUUCCCCAGGCAGCACCUCGGGUCAGCACUAUUCUCCAAGAGGCCCAGAGACAGGCUGAAACCGCCAAG